This is a messenger RNA of Hyla sarda, 2774 nucleotides long. It is a transcript of the gene F2RL3, whose product is annotated as F2R like thrombin or trypsin receptor 3. Lineage: Eukaryota; Metazoa; Chordata; Amphibia; Anura; Hylidae. Gene Ontology annotation, cellular component: membrane. The record is from RefSeq and is a predicted model, not a curated record. Gene Ontology annotation, molecular function: thrombin-activated receptor activity. Bases 469 to 1623 code for a protein of 384 amino acids. The transcript is spliced from 4 exons. Gene Ontology annotation, biological process: blood coagulation; positive regulation of Rho protein signal transduction; phospholipase C-activating G protein-coupled receptor signaling pathway.
AUGGAGGGGUCACUAACAGGCUUUAGACCAUGCCUCCGCUUUUAUGCCACAACCUAUUUUGAGCAUUGUACAGGUGUCUUAUCUUGGGUGUAGCAAAUGUUCACUUGCCUAUUUACAGCUGAACUCCUGCUGCAACGGCUGGAACUGGAGAAACCUCCAGUUUUUCCAGUUAGGUGCUGCCUCUACAAGACCGUUACCUCCACCACAACAUAGGGUGCUGGUGGGUUGCCAUGGCAGCUAGGUGCCUAAUAAUAGCCUCCUGGUCUCUGACUGUGACUAUCCGACAUAUGUUGCCACUCUCCGUGCUGCAUUUCCAUCUUGAAGGAGUUUUAUAAUCUUCUCAGUUGAUACAGUUGGCAACUCUCUUGUUGGGCGAAGUCCACAGCUCGGUUUAAGUACAUAGGAAGUGGGUAAUCGUCAGUGUAGCAAUAUCCCUAGUUUUCUUGUUCUUAGCAGUUCAUUGACAUCAUGGGCUUCUCCAGCUGCUUGUGGUCAAUCUCUAUCCCCAUGCUGCUCCUCGCUUUAUGGGCUGAAACUCUAGCCACACAAGAAUAUGAUGAUUAUUCUGAUGAAACAAACACAUCCGACACCCUAUUAUGUCUACAACCACGGUCCUUCAAAGGAGAAUUGAAUGAUACAUUCCUGCAAAUUUCUGCAUCAACGAAAGAUCACCUGAAAAGUUCUAUUACGGUUGUGCUCAUACCGUCUAUCUACACUGUUAUAUUCAUUGUGGGACUACCAGCCAAUGGCCUUGCCCUGUGGGUUUUAGCAACAAAAGUAAAAAAAAUGACAUCUACAGUAUUCUUUAUGAAUUUGGCAGUGGCAGACCUCUUGCUCAUUCUGGUUCUUCCCUUUAAAAUAUUUUAUUAUUAUUUGGGAAACAACUGGAUUUUUGGUGAGCUGAUGUGUAGGGCCAUGACAAGCUUCUUCUAUGGAAACAUGUAUUGCUCAGCUUUGCUUCUCACGAGUAUCAGUGUUGACCGUUAUCUGGCUGUGGUGCAUCCUUUUUUCUCUAGAACAUUUAGAAGCACCAUUUUUGCAACUGGAAUGUGUUCUGUUUGCUGGCUAAUUGCUAUGUUAUCCACCAUCCCUCUGGCCACCAUGCAACAAUCUUACCGCCUCCUUGACUCUGACCUCAUAUUGUGUCAUGAUGCACUUCCAGAACAAGAGCAAGCAAAGUAUCUGUUUUAUUAUUUCAUGUCCGUCAUUGUAUUGUGCUUUAUUUUGCCACUGGUAAUUAUUGUAUUCAGUUACAUCGCAGUCAUUCGAGAACUGAUACUAAGCGGAGAAAAAUACACCUAUGCUGUAAAACUAAGUGUAUUGGUGUUGUUCAUAGUGAUCGUUUUCUUGACACCAAGCAAUGUGGUCCUUUUGAUGCAUUACUCAGAGCACUGCUUUGAAAGGCAGAAUGACCUUUAUGCAGUCUAUAUGGUGUGCCUAACCGUGAGCACCUUAAAUAGCUGUGUGGAUCCUUUUGUUUAUUACUAUGCUUCUGAAGAAUUUCGGGGCAAGGUGAGAAACCAGUUUAGGAAAAAGUCUGCAAUAUCAAUAACCUCAGUAAAAACCUCUAAAGAGACUCUGCCCCCAAGAUACUCCAAUUGUCGUUCGCGUUCAGUGCUGUGACAUUUCUUUCUUCAGAAGAAAUACUUUCAGACAUUAGGUACAUCAGUACCCAAAAACACAAUGGCUUAAACUGAACUUUCUGGGCCCUGGUGCUGUACUUGUCUAAAAUUUUCUAAGUAGCCAAAUAUGGCCAGCAAUGAACAUUGUCCUGAUAUGCUUUCUGUACCAGUAAAUCUUUUUUCAGAUUUGUCAGCUGAUGUUGUCAUCAUUGUAUUUGUAUUCCUGUAAUUUUAUUUUCAGCAGUUGGAGUUAGGCCCUGUUUCCACUGCCAACAUGGCUUCUGUUACAACAGAAACUAUUAAAGUGGUGCAGGAGCCUUACCAGUCAAACAAUGGACAACAACUGUGUCCAACAGAUGCCAUUGAUUUGAUGGGGUCCACUGGGCUUUAUCGUAUUGUUUGACGUUUUGACGGGAAUAAUAGCACAGCAUGCUUUUUCACUUGGGAUAACAGACACUGAUGUGUGUAUCAUUUCACCCUUCUCUGCAGAAUCUGCUAUGGGUGCUCUGCUCUCCUCUUUCUCUGUACACUUCGGCUGUUAUAUAUUUAUAGGGCUGACAUUAGAAAGGAACAAACUUUGCAAAUGCCAAGGACCCCCAUUUCACUACCAAGAAUUUCCAUUUAAAGCUGUGCAGCCACAUGGCUUAAUAACUCCUCCCUUUUAAGGCUAUUUUCUUAAAGGCUAUUGACACCAUUGGAGGCAUAAUUUUACUAGCUUUGUAUUAAAACAAAUGUCUGCUUCUGCAUUACUGCCCAUAGCAAGAUGCAGAAUUACAGUUACCACGAGCGAGCUCCUUUUUUUUUACAGCUACUGCUGCUUUCCCAAAUCAAAGUUAAGCAUUGCAAAAAACUAAUGAUAAAAAUUAAAUAAAAUUAUAAAAAUAAAAUAGAAUGUCUCAUAGCCUUUAAAGAUUGGAAAGCAUCACCUGAUUAUAGAAGAGCAUUCACUGAACACCUACAUUGUUUUAUUAAAGAGCUAAGUGCAUGAAUAAAAUGAAUUAAAUAUUUUUAUAAAAACUGACACCAAAUGUGCACAUACCAAAAACAAAUGUAGUUAUUAAACCAGUGUGUAUUAAACUUAUCCUGAUCAUUUAAGGAUAUAUGUAAAAAUAUACAAAAAAUAGAAUAAAACAUUAAUAAAUAACGUAUGGA